Chenopodium quinoa (quinoa) is the source of this 744-nucleotide messenger RNA. Its product is annotated as cell wall / vacuolar inhibitor of fructosidase 2-like. Lineage: Eukaryota; Viridiplantae; Streptophyta; Magnoliopsida; Caryophyllales; Amaranthaceae. The record is from RefSeq and is a predicted model, not a curated record. Bases 112 to 681 code for a protein of 189 amino acids. The transcript has a single exon. Gene Ontology annotation, biological process: negative regulation of catalytic activity. Gene Ontology annotation, molecular function: enzyme inhibitor activity.
UAAUACUAGUUCUACAUAACAUUUUUUAGUGAACAUCAAUUGUAUGAGCCAAAAUUACUCAUAAAUCUAGCCUUUUGAUUUUCAUUCCACAACAAAAUUAACAAACCUCAAAUGGGUAAAUACUCUAAGAUUUUAUCUUUAAUUCUUUUUCUCUUCAUCAAUAACACAAUAAAAGUAGUUCAAGGAGAUGAAGAUUUUAUCCAAAAAACAUGUAAGAACACUCAAUACAUUGAUCUAUGCAUCUCUUCCUUGAAAUCAAACCCUUCGAGCUCGAAUUCGGAUCUCAAAGGGCUAGCAACUAUUAUGGUAAAUAUUGGAAUUGCCAAUGCAUCGGAUACUUAUGCUUAUUUAUCAUCACAGCAUUCACAAGUGCCUAAAAGUAGUGGUACAAGUGAUACUAAUAUGAAGAAUGUAUACAAAUUAUGUGCUUCUAAGUAUACUUAUGCUAAUGAUUCUCUCAAGUCUACACUCCAAGAUUUGUCCAUGGAAAAUUAUGAUUAUGCUUCUAUGCAUGUUAUGGCGGCCUCUGAUUACCCGAAUGCUUGUCACAAUGCAUUCAAAAGAUACCGCGAUAUGGAUUAUCCAACGGUGCUCAAGGUUAGAGAAGAUGGUUUUAAGCAUAUUUGUGCUGUGGUUUUGGGUAUUGUUGAUCAACUUUAUUCCAUUGAUAACCAUUUUUAGUGUGUAAUUUGUUGUACUUAUAAUAUGUUUAGUAAACCUUUAUAUUAUGUGACAUUGCUUAUA